UCAUCAGCAUCUCAUCAACAGCUCAUCAACAACAACGACGCAGAGACAACCAACAAAGACUAAAGCCUGCUAACCCCCCCCCCUAAAGCUAUUCGAACGGCGGACCCAGCAAAGUGCUUGACGACGAGGACGAGGUUAGGACGAUUGAAGUAAUUGUUUUUUUUGUAGUAGUCGUUGCGAAGCGAAAUUUGUUUAAAAUAUUAAAAUUUCACGAACCUUGUUUGUGAGUAUCUCACGCCGCCGAAUCGCGCUGUUAGUGGAGCUGCUACCGUCUCUACCCCCCCCCUCCUCCUCCCCGGCGAGUCGGCACGCAUUAGAUCUUCAUCCUCCUACUCGUCAUCAUCGUCGUCCUCGUCCUCCUCGUCGUUAGUUAUGGAGCUGCACAUUCUCGAACAUCGUCUGAAGAUCGCGAGCAUCGCCCGGGAGAGUCUUCCGCUGUUCACUCACGGGCUCGUCAAGCUCGCCUUCCUCACCGAUCGCACUCGGUGUAAGUUUUUCAGUUUGACGGAAACACCGGACGACUUCACCAUGAUUGUGGAUGAAGAAGGAUUUAAAGAGCUGCCGGUGUCGGAGCGGCUCAGCGUGGAGGACGCCACGUGGCUGGCGCUCAACGUGGUGUCGGGCGGAGGACACAGCCCCAACUCGCCGGCCGUGGGCGUCACCAAGAUCGCAAAGUCCGUCAUCGCUCCGCUUGCCGACCACAACGUCUCCGUGUUCAUGUACUCCACGUACCAGACCGACUUCAUCUUGGUGCGUGAGCGAGACCUCCCGGUCGUGAUGCAUGCCCUCUCCACGGAAUUCGCCAUUUUCCGUGAGAUUGACGGCGAGGUGGUGGCUUUGGAUGACACCGUCAUUGUCAACGGCUUCGUGAAACCUAAAAGUGUGAGCAGGCCGGUCAUCCACCCACUGACGUGCCCCGUUAACCAGUUCUGCGUGACGAGCCUCGACCCCACCACUCUGCCACUCAUCACAACUCUUCUCAUGGACAUCAUGUUCUACUCGGGAAGCGGCAAGGACUCCACGGCUGACAACGCAGAUCGAGAACUCAUCAAGUUUUUUUCCUUCUCCUUGAUCGAGGGCUACAUCUCCCUGGUCAUGGAUACCCGCACACUACAAAGGUUUCCGAACAACCUGCUGUUCACAAGUGCCUCGGGGGAAGUGUGGAAGAUGGUGAGAAUAGGCGGGCAGCCUCUGGGUUUCGACGAGUGUGGCAUCGUGGCCCAGAUAUCGGAACCGCUCGCCAACGCAGACAUCUCGGCCUACUAUAUCAGCACAUUCAAGUUUGAUCACGCUCUGGUACCAGAAGAGGAUAUCCAAAGCGUGGUAUCCAUGCUGCAGCUGACGCCGGCGGACAACAGAUAGCGUUACAGCUGUCGUUAUCCAUUUGGGAGGUGUGGGGCAGCCCCCCUUUAGUUAUGAGGGGGAGGGGGCCCUUGGGUGGGAUGUCUGACAAUGUGUGUUUCUUGUGGGUGGGGGGGGGGGUAAAGAGGUGGGGGUGGGGGGCUGGGGAGAAAGAGGAGUUGUUAGAAAAGCAAUGGAAAGGUCAACCAAGCCAUAUUGGCUUCAUGGAGACACUAAAGGAAAUGUAGGAAAUUAUGUUUUCCUUUCCAAUGUGCCAACACGAUAAUUCUCCCGUAGGACUGGUUUUGGUGCCGUGUUAUUCGUCAAUGGGAAGCGUCGAGGGGCUGAGGGCAAGCGGCAGGGGGGAGCGGGAUCGGGUUGAAGAGGGGGGGGGGUGAGAGAGUAGGGAGGGUUUGACCCAUUGUGUGUAGCGUGUGUGUGUGCGUGUGUGUGCGCCACGGGCAUUUGCGCGUACACGUGAUUGUCCCGUAUGGAACGUAUAUAGAAGUUUUGAAGUACCUAAGCUACUAGGACAUUGAUGGCCUGCAUUGAAGGUUUAUUUAUGAGACAGGUGCUCUGAAACACGUGGCGUCUUUAUUCCCUCAUCAAGGGAACGCGUAAGUAUAUCGUCAGUCCGUUGUACGAAGACCUUCAAUACAUUUCCAGGAUGGUGAAAACUGUCAGCCCAAUACGGUGGCCACAUUAAUCUAUUUAGUUCCAUCGGGAUUGGAUGGAGGGCAUUUGAUGAACGUAUCCAGUACCGCGGUGGCGCUUUGGAAAAAUAUCAACCUCUGCUAACUAGCUAUAAUUUUUCAGCGGCCUUGGUGUUAUAAUAUCUCUUGAAUGUCGAUUCCGUACAGAUUUAGAACCGCUUCCUUGUCACCAGUGCGCUUGCGGGCUGCUCUUAUCGCGUCGUCGAGUUGGGUUUAUACGGUCAUUCUGACAACGACAACAACAACAGCAGCAAACUAAACCAUCCUAUCUUAACACCGUACGCCCGUCCGUCGUGGAAUCAUAAUUUUUUUGUUAAAAUCUCUACGAACGGUUAGGCGGUUGCUUUUUUUGUUUGGGGGACAGCCUUCCAAAUAAAAAUUGGCCUAAAUGUUGCCGAGGGCUCUUUUCAGUUGGUGGAAGGGGGCGGUGGAGGCGGGGGGAUCUUUGUAGACUCUGAUUAGCUAGCUGGGGUAGGGGGGGGCUGGUGAGGCAGCUUUACGUCUGGACAACAAGCUGGGGAAGAUGUUAUUUUCCACUUUUUAGUUUGUAUAAGCAAGCAAAAAAUAUUGAAGGGUACAAAGUGCAGAGAGAGGAGGGGGGGGCGCUGCUCGAUUGGAGCAUUUAACGCAAAGUCCCACGACUGUCUUUUAAUUUUUUUUACUCUUGCCGUUGUCCCCUAAGCACAAGAGAGCGCUGCUGCCACCGUCAUCGGAGAUGAUGAUGAUGAUGGAGCUUGAACUCUCUCCUCCUUUUUUCAAAAUGUGAGCAGCCCCAAGGGGGGGGGGGGGGGGCGGUGGCUGGGCGGGCAGGCGGGCGGGCAGGUGACCAAAGUGGGGCAGCAGUUGCUUCGUGAGGUUUACGCGAUGAUUCUCGCUGCGCUUUUUUCCCCGCAUCUCAUCUCCGGAUGUGAGACAGCCAUUCAGGCAGGUAGUGAUCCGCUACGUUUACCGUGCUAGUUUACACUUUUUUUUUCAUUUUGACGACGACAACAACAACAAACAAGAAAAAAAUCAAAAAAAGCCAACACUGUACAUUUUGCUUUUUGCUGUGAUCAAAAUUGACAGUUUUUAGUAGAAAUGUUUAGAAUUAUAUAAGGUCAACACGCAACAUACAUUUAAAGUAUUACAUGGCAAAUAAUGUGUACGUUUCAUUUUCAAUGGACGGGGGUGGGGGGGGGUAGGAAUAUUGUAAGCUUCUUGGUAAAGUGAUGCUGCACUUUUUUAGUUUUUUCCCCAAUGAUUUUUCGAGCUAUGCUGGCCACCAGAUGCAUAACGUACAUGACAGUGACCGUUGUUGAGCGUUGAUGGAACGGGGAGGAGCCCCACGUCGUGGCUGAUGGGCUGUGUAAUUGUGGCGGUGCAGGCCUUUUAAAACGGCUAUUGCCGUGCGUAGUACAAAAGUAGCAGAUGUGUUUCUGUGUGUGUGUGAUGGCUACUCGUCAAAAGCCUAAGGCCAGCAACUGGACUUUCUCACCUAAUGUCAUUUAAACUGAUAGCUUGUUUUACGUGUGUGUGCGCGCGCGCGAUUAUAUAAUACUGUAUAUGAUGUGUUCCACUCUUUAAGGAACAGUUAGAGUUAAGAAAGUGCCAUACAGGUUAGAUCGACUUUCUCGUAAGGCGUAGUUGUAGUCGUUACAUUUGGGUGUUUGAGCCAUCGUGUGUGUGAUUUGGCAGCGGAAGUUGUGUCAAGUGGUUGAGACCAGGGGCUGAGAGUGCAGGGGGGGGGGGGCGAACGAUUACAACUUUAAGAUACUGUACUAUGAAGAAAAUUGCACUGUUUCAUCCAGAUGAUAACCAUCUGGACUUUUUUCAGCCGAAUGUAUUACCAGUAAAGGUACACUAUUGUCUAAAUAGUUGCUCUUUAUUUGUUUAGAGUCUAAACGCCCUGUUUAUUUAAUUUCCAAAGAACUGAAAAUUGCUGGUAGUAGUGUGAUUUCUCAUCGUUAUGGUGUGCUUUAUGAGAGCGAGCGAGAGAGAGAGGCGCGGUGGCUUUGUUGAAAUUGCGUUUGCAAUUUUAUAAGACACGACGCAGGGCAAUGUGAUUUGACAAAGUCGCAAAGCAACGUAGUAACGUCAUCAGUCCACCCGGAAUGUUUCGCAUGAACGCGUGAACCGUUGGGCCACAUCUGCCUCGUGCACUGUUUUCUCACCCCAAAAAUGGCGUCUGUGUGCUGAACUAGCUUCUGUAAUGCAUACAAAAAAAUAAUCAAUGUGUGUAAAAGUUUAGCAUUAACUUUGCACUAUGAACAAUAUAUUGUUAUUCACACGAGGCUUGUGUACAUGUAAUACAUGUAUAUUUAAGCACAUUUAACUAGAACCAUCAUGGAACAUAUUUUGGCAGCUUCGGGGCAAACAUUUUUGUGCUUUUCUUAAAAAGUAGGAUAAUAACUUUGCCUUGUAAAAAAUUUAAGUAUCGCGUCUGUAGGACAUGCAUAAAAGCGUUUCGUAGCGCGUUGAUAACAAGAUGCUUUUCAAGGGGUUUUUCUUUGUUAUUCUCGUAAAAACUAUAUAAUCAUGUAAAAAAAAUCCCACGAAAUUCUUACCGCAAUUGUGGUUUGCACAGUAGCACAGCCUAUAUAAUACGUGCAUCUCUGUGACCAAGUUUUGGUGACUUUCUGAGAACGUGAAGUUCAUGAAGCCUUGCACGCCCGCUAUAUUACCACACGCUCCUCCGUGUGUCACUAACACGACUUUUUUUUGUCAUCGAGUAAGUUUUUACCGAGACCCACAAUUAUGAUGCUGGACCCAUGGCUUUCCAAUUCUCACCGGGCUGAUGUGUGACCAAAUUGUUGAUAACCGUUGCUUUUGGUUUCACGUCGCGUUUUUUUGUGUUUGCUUGUGGCAGGGUUAAGAUGCCCUAUGGCUCGUGAACUGUGCACACAAAACCUGACUUGGCCUUGCAGAAGGGAAACCUGGAUGUUUCUAAAAAAAAAUUGUCGAGCGGAGCUCUCUUUAAACCCCCACAGCUUUAGGCAUAAAUCAUCGGUGCCGGGAAAGGGAGAAAAAGGGGGGCAGUGGUGGGGGUGGGAAGGCGGCAGCCUCAAGAGUUGAAAAUAUCGUGAUCGUGGCCAAUUACGCAUCCACUAGCUCUCGGCAACGUAACCGUGCACUGUUGGUUUCCUUUGCGGUGCACUCUGUUCGGAGAGUCCAGUGGUCAGAGGCUACCUGUGCCACCUCAACCCAUCUCCCUCCCCACCACUGCUGCUUGCAGCCUGGUGGGGUUUCUGUCUUUAGCUGUUAAGUGAGCCGCCAUCGACUGGUGACGUGUAAUUCUAAAAUGUCGCCGAAAUCCAACGGUGGCUUGUUUGGUGGGAAUCGGUGGCCACGGGGCGAGCGAUGGUUGGUUAAAAAAAAAAAUCGCUGCUGCGAGGAGAGCCAUUUUCCGUAGGCGAUAUAAAAAAAAAUCCAGCGAUCCAGAAUUCCCACCAUUUGUCGUUUUUGGCAAGCUACGCUUUGCGUUUGUCGGAGUCGGCAUGCCUGUUGAUUUCAUGUUGUGCGAGUGAGCAUCGCUGACUUUUUGAUUCGCCGCCGGUUUUCCCAUUCAAAAGUCCUUUGGAUCGCGCGAUUAGUAAUUCCACGUACUAAUUUAAAUCGACGAUCGCCUGCCGUCGUCUGACUCAUGGAGGGAUGAGAUCAAUUAAGGCCGCGUUGCACUCCGACUAUUCCAUCCAGUCGCAAAUAACGCAUGCACCGCCUUCGUCUACUUUUAAACGUGUGCAUUUAUUUUCAUUUGGCCACGUUAAUUUUUGUUGUGUCCCUUGAGAAUUUCACUUUGGGGGUCACAUUUCCACACAUUUUUUUAGCGUAUCACCCUUAUUCAGUACAAUUGUCUUCGAUGGGUGCUCUAAGUACUGUACACUACAAACAAACACUGGCUUCAGUUGCAAUUUCCCCCUUAAAAAAUCAAUUUGCAUUAAACGGGGGGGGGGGGGGGGGGGGAGGAAAGAGACAAUUCUGGGGAUGCAAUAGAAAUUCUUUUUCGGUGUCGGCCACAGUUUGCUCGGCCGAACACGGUGCGUGCGCUUCCCCAGGCCGACGAGGCUGGACACUUGCCCACGGUGUGCGCGGGGUGUAACCAGCCGGACGGGGCGUUAGAUUUUGGUGCUAUUUAGUUUUGUUUUGUGUGUUGUGGAGCUCCUCCAAAACGGUUGUGGCCGAGUGACCGCGCGUCGUUUGUGCCGUUUUUCGUUACGACCUCGAACUGCCCCAUCCGGACUCGAAAUGACAGCUUCCCCCCCCCAUCCCCUCAUCUGUACAUCCUAGAACCCAAACAUUAAAAGCGUUUCAGAGUUGGGGGACGGGGGGCAAAAUUUGUCAUCUUUUUUUCCUAUCCCCCCCCACCCCCCUUUUGCAUCCACUUUGUGUUUUUGGCCAGGCAAUCCACGCACAGCGGCGUUGCUGCACCUCGCCCAGUGCCCCAGUUACAAAAUCGCUCGCUCGCGUGGCUUUUGUGCAACCCCUCCCGCCCUCUGGAAUUGCGCGCGGCAUCCUGGACGCGAUGUCUUUGGCGAACGCCAAUGGUUCUAUUUCUUUUUUUUAGGACGUUCCCAUAGCCCAACUCCGUCCGUGCGGGGACAAUUGCCAGAGCCAUCAGAACCCGACACUUUUUUUUCUGUGUGUGUCGGGGGGGGGGGGGGCAAGCGAAGCAUUGUUACACUCGUGUUCCCUUUUUACAUGCGGGUGCCACGGUUUCAUGGACAUUGGGAACGUCUAAAUAUUUGAUGCGCGGCGCAAGUCCUGGUUUGGUUCGGCCGGGAGUUGGCAGGGAGAGGUGGAUGGAGACUUCCCCUUCCUUAACCUGCAAGCCCGCUGUCUGGUUGCACAAAAAAACCACACGAAGCCAGUCUUUGUUUCAUUUUUUUUUGCGAAGCGGCACAAAGCCAAUUGUUUGUAACACACGUGGCACACGUAACACGCGGGUGUUUGCUUCGAGGCGUUUUGUCACGUUCAGUGCGACGGCUGGCCGGUGAAGACUCGACUGAAACGUUGUAAAACCUAUUCUGAAAGUGGUUUUUUUUUGGGGGGGGGGGGGGGGUGGUGGAUGAGGUGUGGGAAGUGAGAGCAGUACGGACGUCGUUGAGGGGGGAGGAUUUUGCAAUACGAUUUAUAUGAGGAAAAAAACGUGGCUGAUUUGUUUUUGAGUUCAACGUCGUCGGUUAAGAAGAAGAUUUGAAAAAAGGUACCGUGUGGGUUUACUGUGGCUGCACGCUGACUCUUUUGCUAUAGCAGUAGUGGCAUCACGGCUUUUUGUGUGUUAACAUCGUUCAAACGAAAAGUUUAUAUUUUGUACCUAUUAUGUAGAGUUAAAUGUUUAAAGAGAAAAAUGAAAAGAAGUUUUAAAAAAUAUGGAAAAAAAAAACCGUGUGAUUUUUUUUUUUUUGACGUACACUGUGAAAUUUCAUCUUUGCUUAUUAAGAGCCUGGUUCGUGUUUUCAAUAAAGCUGUUAGGUUCAAUAACA
This is a messenger RNA of Lethenteron reissneri (Far Eastern brook lamprey), 7513 nucleotides long. Its product is annotated as cytosolic arginine sensor for mTORC1 subunit 2-like. The record is from RefSeq and is a predicted model, not a curated record. Gene Ontology annotation, biological process: negative regulation of TORC1 signaling. NCBI's taxonomy places the organism in Eukaryota, Metazoa, Chordata, Hyperoartia, Petromyzontiformes, Petromyzontidae.